Messenger RNA from Moneuplotes crassus, 1747 nucleotides. The record is from the annotation of a GenBank genome assembly. Lineage: Eukaryota; Ciliophora; Spirotrichea; Euplotida; Euplotidae.
AGGUUUUUAUGACAAAACUUUCACAAAAGGAGAAGGAGAAUGCUCUCAAUGAGGUGCGUAUCUUGGCCUCUAUUGAUGACCCAAAUAUCAUAGGAUAUAAGGAAGCAUUUCUGACUGAAAAUCCAUCUACUCUUUGUAUUGUGAUGGAGUAUGCUGAUGGUGGUGAUUUAUAUGACAAAAUAUGUAAAUGUCAGAAAAAUGGCAUGACUUUUCCCGAGAAAGAUAUCUGGAAUAUAUUUAUACAAGUGGUCAAAGGCCUCAAGGCUCUUCAUAAUAUGAAAAUUCUCCACCGUGACCUCAAGUCAGCUAAUAUAUUUCUUAAUAAGGAUGGAACAGUAAAAUUAGGAGAUCUGAAUGUCUCUAAGGUCGCUAAAAUGGGUCUUGUUCACACUCAGACAGGAACUCCAUACUAUGCAUCCCCAGAAGUGUGGGAUGAUAAGUCUUAUGAUUUUAGAAGUGAUAUUUGGUCUUUAGGUGUCUGCACUUAUGAAAUGGCCACCCUCAAACCUCCAUUUACAGCUAGUAGUAUGGGUGAGUUAUACAAGAGGGUCUGUUCAGGGAAGCAUCCAAAGAUCUCGAAUAAUUAUAGUAGAGAUCUUUCUUCUAUUAUUUCAACUUUGUUAAAUGUGAAACCCUCUGAAAGACCUAGUUGUGAACAAAUUUUGCAUAUGCCAGCAGUUGAAGAGCAUCUAACUAAUGAAGAUGAUAGUGAUAUGAACAAAGAACUGCUCAAUACUAUAAAAAUACCUAGAAACAUGAAACUCUUACAGGGGAAACUCCCUAAGUCUCAGUAUGAGGAUGACAAGAUUGAAGAAAUGGAUGAUGUUGGAGAUUUAAUUGAAAAUGGCAAUCUCCCGUCUACAAAUACUAAUGAUUAUCCAAAUUAUGCAGCCCCUGCUACAGCUGCAAGUAGAGAUACAGAGCCCACACUUAAAGAAGUCAGGUCUAGGCAUAAUAUUGAUGAGCGAAAAGAUAUUGUAGGUGAAGUGCGAAAGCGAAGAGAAAAGCCCAAGACCACCCCCAUGAACUUGGUCCCUCUCAAGAACAAAGUCAAGAAAUACGAAAUGUACAGAGACCUCACCAAGAACAAAGACAAAUACGGCAUCGGCCACCGUAGAAACCACAACAACAUCCACCAGAAAUACAUGGAAAGAGCCAAGGAAAUUGAAGCUCAGGAGCAGAAGCUCAAGAGGGAACUGCAGCACAGAGUGCAGGACCCAGAGCUGCCAGACAUUUACACCAAAGGUCGCAUUGGAGUGCAGAGAGUGCACUACGAUCCCAGGCACGACUCUAGAAAGGGACACCACGGCUCAUCACACAAGUACCUGGGUGGAAGUGAGAACACCAGAAAGCCGAGCUUGGUGAUCCAGCCAAGAAUCAUGGCACACAAGAAAGACGGGCUCAGAUCAAGAGGAGACGUGAUUGACUCGUUACCACCACCGAGUUCGAAGGGAGUGUCGCCGUCAAGGUACAAGCCUCAUCCAUAUAAGAACAUUUACAGCAUGAAAGCAAAUAAACUCUCCCAACUAAAAGGGAUUCCUCCAAUAUCAAAGCAUUCAGGAACUACCAAAUUGAACAGUAGCAAGCAGAAUUUGCCAAAAUUAAGGACUAACAAGGCUAGAAAUAAAAGAAAUGAGAUGAUCCAUGGAAUCCCUUCUAUCAGAUCUAACUCAAAUGAAUCCUAUAACCCUAUUUACAAGGACUUAAAUAGGCCCACGUGGUGGGGAUAAUUUUCAUGUCUCUGUUU